AUGAGCGCCCUCUUGCUUCCCACCCGGGGGGUCCCAGCCCACCCGGUCCGGAGGAGGAUCUCGGUGCGGGGCUGUGGGGGCGUGGCUCUGGGUAUCUGGUGCCUCUCCCUGGCGCUGGCGGCCCCGCCCUCCUUCUACACGCGCUACCUGGACCUCCGGCCCAGCGGCAUGCACCUGGUGGUCUGCGAGGAGUUCUGGCCCAGCAGCGGCCACCUGCGGCUGCUCUACUCCUGCUUCAUCCUCACGGCGUCCUACAUGAUCCCGCUGCUGUCCGUCAGCGUCUCCUACUGCGCCAUCAGCGGCAGCCUGCGGCGCCACGCCCUGCCCGGGGGGACCUCCCGCAGCCAGGAGCGCUGGAGCCGCCGCCGGAGGAAGACCUUCAGCCUGCUGGUGGCCUCCGUGCUCGCCUUCGCCCUCUGCUGGCUGCCCCUGCAGGUGCUGAACCUGCUGCUGGACCUGGACCCCGACUUCCACAUCAUGGGGAAGCGCUACAUCAACCUCCUGCAGGUGUGCUGCCACCUGGUGGCCAUGAGCUCCACCUGCUACAACCCCUUCAUCUACGCCUCGCUGCACAGCAAGGUCCGCCAGCACCUGAAGGGCUACCUCUGCUACUGCCGCCGGGCCGCUCCCCGGGCGGGGGCGGCCGGCGUCCACGGGGAGACCCUCACCUCCCCCUGCGCCUCCCGCCACACCAACAUCUACGGGGCCGUCCGCCGGACCCCCGGCUCCACGCCCUGCCCGGGCCGGGCCGGGGGUCCCCCGAGGGACGGGGGCCCGGCCGUGGCCGUCCUCACCGACGACGCCCGGCGCUAGGACGGCCGGCGGACAGACGGCCGGCGCU
Molecule: messenger RNA, 841 nt
Organism: Gadus macrocephalus (Pacific cod)
Lineage: Eukaryota; Metazoa; Chordata; Actinopteri; Gadiformes; Gadidae
Product: 7 transmembrane receptor domain-containing protein
Exons: 2
Coding region: 1-813 (270 amino acids)
Biological process (GO): G protein-coupled receptor signaling pathway
Cellular component (GO): plasma membrane; neuron projection
Molecular function (GO): neuropeptide receptor activity; neuropeptide binding
Source: RefSeq, a predicted model, not a curated record